Monodelphis domestica (gray short-tailed opossum) is the source of this 8947-nucleotide messenger RNA. Lineage: Eukaryota; Metazoa; Chordata; Mammalia; Didelphimorphia; Didelphidae. The record is from RefSeq and is a predicted model, not a curated record.
AAACCCUCUUUGGGUGAAAAGAAUGUUAGAAGACGUGGGAAGCUUCUUGUUUUGGAGGCGGGGAGAAUUCUGCCUAGAACCUAAACUCGUUCUCCUUCCCAUCCGCUAAAAACCCCAUGAAAUGAUUUAACUAGAAACUGUUGCAUGCAAGCCCUAAAUUCCAAUUAGAGGGUUCCCGAAAUGCUUUUGAGUCAGGGCCGUGAAAAGGCUUUUGGGGGCCUUAGACAAGAUUUUUAGAAAUAUUGAUUCCCACAUUUGACUAUUCCCGCUCCCCCCCCCCCUUUUACUUUACCCCAAUACCCUUGGGGCUUCCACUCGACUACUUUUAAUCCCCCACCUUUUCUCACGACCUUCCUUCCUCCUAUCACUGUUUCCUUCCCCUGUACUCCCUUUUCUUCUCCAAUCCUCUUUCCUCUACCUCCCUCUUUCAAUGGGAGGCUUUGAACCUUCAUUGUAGCAAUGCAGCUUAUCACAAAAUAAAUACUUAUGUACCACGGAGAGUGGAAUUUUCUUGCAAAAAACCCCCUGCAUUAUAAAAAUCAAUAAUAAAAAGUACCCUUCGUGGUGACUCUCAAUAAAUUUAUAACUUGGCUAUCCAUAAUCCCAAUUCUGCUUUCAUCUCAAGAGUUUUUCCUGCCGCACUCCCCCUCUCCCCAACCUCAAUUCCCAAACCUAGGCUUCCUUUAAAGAAAGUCUACCUUUUUUUUCCCUCUUGUUGAUUCAGUCUAAAGUGAGCGAGGCUGCCCUUUAGCCUAGAGCUGAGGUUCUUUUCUUUGUUACUAUCUUAUAUUGGGGGGAGGAGGAGGGAGAGAAUGGAAGGGUCGUGGGAGGGCCUUGGCUGGGAUAUACUGAACUCAGCUUCUUGAAAAGAUACAUAGAAGUAAAUCUUGCUGUAAUCAAAGUAUAAUGUCUGUUCUCUCACACAAACCUCCUUCAUAACAAGCCCAGGCUUAUCAUUGCUAUGGACACUUUUAUAUUCUUCCCUCCUUGAAAUUCCCAAAGGCAGGGGCUCUUAACCUUUUUUUGUGUCAGACACCUUUUUGGCAGUCUGGUGAAACCUAUGGACCCCUUCUCAGACUAAAGUUUUCUUUCCUACAAACAUAUUUGAAGUAUGCUAAACUUAAGUUAGAUAUUAGUGAAAGUUAAAAUGUCAUUUUUCCCAUUCAAAUUUUUGUACCUCCUGAAACCUGUCUUUGAACCUUGGUUUAAGAAUCUUUUUUCUGGGUCAGCUAGGUGGCUCAGUGGAUAGUGAGUCAGGUCUGGAGACAGGAGGUCCUGGGUUCAAAUGUGGCCUCUAACAUUCCCUGUGUAAUCCCAAUUACCUAGCCCUUACCAUGCUUCUGCUUUGGAACUGAUACUUAGUAUCAAUUCUAAGACAGAAGGUAAGGAUCAAAAAAAUAAAAUCCUUUCUCUAAGAUUUCAAAUCACUAGCCUAUGGUAGUUCUUUUCUGAUCUCAAAAAGUAAUCUUCCUUAAUUAACAAGAUUCCAUCAGUCACUAACCUGGACUUAUCUUGUUUACUUUUGAUUGGAUCUUAAAUAAGGGCAUCUUGCUCUUCACAAAUACAUUUGAGACCAUAAGGAGUCCUCUGCUUUGCCUACUCAAGGCCCUCUGCCCUCCUUAACUUAGCUGCCCUCCUUUAAUCAUAGUUAUAAAAAAGAAGAAAAAAAUUUCUUUCUUUAAGUAAACCCUGACAUAAUCAAUGUAUAUGCUUAUUCCCUCACACAAGCCUUAUUAAUAACAAGCCCGGGCUUAUUGAUAUUUUUGGAGCUUCUUCUAAGUACUUUAACCCACCACCAUGUGUGGAUUGAAAUGUGAGGUCAAGGAGGUAACUGUUAAGAAUUUAGAGCAAAACCAGAAGGGACUCCAUGGGUGGAAGUACACAGGAUCAGAAGAAUCCUAAACAUUAGAGCAAGUUCUGCUGCAGAGAAAGAACAGAGAGGCCUGAAAAAAAUCUAAGCUGCUUAAACUCAGAACUGUACAGAGACUUGGGAAUACUUAUAAGGCAUGAAAAUCAGGCCAGGUCACUGAGUCCAGAAUAAUAACAAAAUUAUGUAGACAUAGAGGCAGUCUACAAGACACAUAGAAGGCAAUGGAAAAAUAUUUUUAAGGUCUAGGAAAGGUCCAAGGAAAAUGCAGUUCCUUGGAUAAUGAUUGGGGAUAGGAAAAGGAGGUAGAAGACUGAAAAGAUAGAGGUCUAUGUGGGAACAAGUCAAUUAUAAUUGCAUAAUUAUAGAAAAAACAGCACCUGUAGUGGGAAGGUAUGAAAUCAAAACAAAUGACUGAAGAAUGUUUUAGGAAGUUGGAUGAAUUUAAAUAUAUAACUUCCCAAGGUAAACACAUAUAGCAUUUUUCAGUGCCCUUUAUUUAUAACAAUCCAGUGGGUAGGGAGUACAAGUAGGAGAAUCCCCACUUUGCAACUGAAACUGAGGCUCAGAUAAAGUAAGUGGCUUGCUUAGGGUUACAUUAAAAGAUGACAGAGCUUUGAUUUGAAACCAGGACACCCUAAGCCCAAUAUUCUUUCCAUAAUACCAUUUUGAAAGACUUUCAGCUGUUGUUUCUGAGAACUUUUGUAGGCUAUUGUUCAAGGCAGAAUCUUCUGCAGUGACACCUGAAGCUUAGGAUCCCUGAUGAAAUAAAUAGAGGGGAGAGGAGACUUAGCACUCAGUCUGAUAGUAUAUUGGUAAAAAUGUGAUUGCCCAUAGACAAUCUCCUUUAUAGUUUUAUAACUCAUAUUGACAUUUAGACUUUUGUACAUUUCUUCAAAUUGGAAAAACUAUGGUUAGAUGGUAGAUAGGAUGUGAAAGGCUUUGGGGCAGUUGACACUGCGCUGGGUGGAAGUGGGGAUAAUGAUCUCAGGCAAUGACAACUGGUUUUAUUCAGCUUUUGUAAAGAUUCCUAAACUUAGCACUGGAGGAUAGGAGAGGAGGACUAGGAAAGUUCUAUAUUGAGUUCUAAGUCUAGAAUGUCACUGUCAUCCCUGCUUCAGCAGGGAACACACCCCUACCCUCACCCAUAACCCUUCUUAUGAGUUGCUGUUUCUCCUAUAUGUCUACUGAAGAUUCUUUCUCUCUGGAAGAAUUGAAGAAAGGUCAGCAAUAUGAGGGUUAUAACUCCCUGACUUUGGAAGUAGUUUCAUUUCCAGGAUAACCUUUGGCUAUUCCCUUUUGUCUACCCUUUGACCUUUAAUUAUCUCAGUUUCUUUCACCUGGUCUCUUCUUUCUUUCCUACUUCUCAUCACUUUGUACAUAUUGAUGCUGUAGUCUCAGGAUAAGCUCCUCAGUCUUGUUUCCCUGCUUCCCCUAGUGCCCCGCAAUUACCUGUCUAGUAUCCUUGUCUUUUAUCCAUCAUGGGGGCUGAUGAAAUGCUAUCUCCUGCAGAUCGGGAUGAGUGGGUCCCCUGGUGGGAAUGUGGUCUCUGACGGCCAGUGAGAUCGAAAGUGCCACGCCCCGCUUCUUUGUGGGAGCUGGGGAUGAGGGGCUGGGUAUCCAGGGAGCAGGCAUGAGUAUGGAAGAGAGUGAAAGUGAGCUCCUUGAGGAUGAAGAAGAUGAAGUGCCCCUCGAGAGGCAGAUCAUUGUUGGCAUUUGUGCCAUGACCAAGAAGUCCAAGUCCAAGCCAAUGACCCAGAUCCUAGAACGACUAUGCCGCUUUGACUACCUAACUGUGAUUAUUCUGGGUGAGGAUGUUAUCCUCAAUGAGCCUGUGGAGAAUUGGCCACCUUGCCAUUGUCUCAUCUCUUUCCACUCCAAAGGCUUCCCUCUGGACAAAGCAGUUGCUUAUGCGAAGCUCCGAAAUCCCUUCCUCAUCAAUGAUCUGACUAUGCAGUAUUAUAUCCAGGACAGGCGGGAAGUAUACCGAAUCCUGCAAGAGGAAGGCAUUGAUCUGCCUCGAUAUGCUGUGCUUAAUCGUGACCCUGCCCGACCAGAGGAGUGCAACCUGAUAGAGGGUGAGGACCAGGUGGAGGUGAAUGGAGCUGUGUUUCCCAAACCAUUUGUGGAGAAGCCAGUGAGUGCUGAGGAUCACAACGUCUACAUCUACUAUCCCAGCACAGCUGGUGGGGGGAGCCAGCGCCUCUUUCGUAAGAUUGGCAGCCGAAGCAGUGUAUAUUCCCCUGAAAGCAGUGUCCGAAAGACUGGAUCUUACAUCUAUGAGGAAUUCAUGCCCACAGAUGGCACUGAUGUCAAGGUAUAUACAGUGGGGCCAGACUAUGCCCAUGCUGAAGCCCGAAAGUCUCCAGCUUUAGAUGGAAAGGUGGAAAGGGACAGUGAAGGGAAGGAGAUUCGAUACCCAGUCAUGCUGACUGCCAUGGAGAAGCUAGUGGCCAGGAAAGUCUGUGUUGCUUUCAAGCAAACAGUUUGUGGGUUUGACCUUCUCCGUGCCAAUGGUCACUCCUUUGUCUGCGAUGUCAAUGGCUUCAGCUUUGUCAAGAAUUCAAUGAAAUACUAUGAUGACUGUGCCAAGAUCCUAGGGAAUACCAUAAUGCGGGAGCUUGCCCCCCAGUUUCAGAUUCCAUGGUCCAUUCCCACAGAGGCUGAAGACAUUCCCAUUGUCCCUACCACAUCUGGCACCAUGAUGGAACUCCGUUGUGUCAUUGCCAUCAUCCGUCAUGGGGAUCGAACUCCCAAACAGAAAAUGAAGAUGGAAGUUACACACCCUAGGUUCUUUGCACUUUUUGAGAAACAUGGUGGCUACAAAACUGGGAAGUUGAAACUGAAAAGGCCAGAGCAGCUGCAGGAGGUGCUGGACAUCACUCGGCUGUUGCUGGGAGAGCUGGAGAAGGACCCUAGUGGUGAGAUUGAAGAGAAAAGAGGAAAACUGGAGCAGUUGAAGACUGUGUUGGAGAUGUAUGGUCAUUUCUCAGGCAUCAAUAGGAAGGUACAGCUGACUUACUACCCCCAUGGAACCAGAGUCUCUAAUGAGGAACAAGAUCCACAGCAGGAGACCCUGGCCCCGUCUCUGCUGCUGGUGUUGAAGUGGGGUGGGGAGCUGACUCCUGCUGGCCGGGUCCAGGCUGAGGAACUGGGACGAGCUUUCCGUUGCAUGUAUCCAGGGGGCCAGGGGGACUAUGCUGGCUUCCCUGGUUGUGGGCUUCUACGACUCCAUAGCACUUACCGCCAUGACCUCAAGAUCUAUGCUUCAGAUGAGGGUCGUGUACAGAUGACAGCUGCAGCCUUUGCCAAGGGAUUACUGGCACUGGAGGGGGAGUUGACACCUAUCCUGGUACAAAUGGUGAAGAGUGCCAACAUGAAUGGGCUUUUGGACAGUGAUGGUGACUCUUUGAGCAGCUGCCAACACCGUGUGAAAGCACGUCUACAUCACAUUCUACAACAGGAUACACCCUUUGGCCCUGGAGACUAUGAGCAGCUGGCCCCUACAGGCAGUCUCUCCUUGCUCAACUCCAUGGCCAUAAUUCAGAAUCCUGUGGAGAUAUGUAACCAGGUAUUUUCUCUGAUUGAGAACCUCACAUACCAGAUCCGGGAACGACUGCAGGACCCCAAGUCAGCAGACCUGCAGUUGUACCACAGCGAGACUCUGGAGUUGAUGUUGCAGCGCUGGAGCAAGCUGGAACGUGACUUUCGGCAGAAAAGUGGACGCUUUGAUAUCAGCAAAAUCCCUGACAUCUAUGAUUGUGUCAAGUAUGACGUGCAGCACAAUGGGAGCCUGGGGCUCCAGGGGACAGCCGAAUUGCUGAGACUCUCCAAAGCGCUGGCUGAUGUGGUCAUUCCUCAGGAGUAUGGUAUCAGCCGGGAGGAGAAACUAGAGAUUGCUGUGGGCUUUUGCCUCCCAUUGCUGAGGAAGAUUCAGCUUGACCUACAGCGAACCCAUGAAGACGAGUCUGUCAACAAGCUUCAUCCCCUGUACUCCAGAGGGGUGCUUUCCCCAGGCCGCCAUGUCCGAACACGUCUCUACUUCACCAGCGAGAGCCAUGUCCAUUCCCUGCUCAGUGUCUUCCGUUAUGGAGGGCUUCUUGAUGAAUCCCAGGAUGCUCAGUGGCAGAGGGCUCUGGCUUAUCUCAGUGCCAUCUCAGAGCUCAACUACAUGACUCAGAUUGUUAUCAUGCUAUAUGAAGACAAUACCCAGGAUCCCUCAUCAGAGGAGCGAUUCCACGUGGAACUGCACUUCAGCCCUGGAGUGAAAGGUGUUGAAGAGGAUGGUAGUGCCCCCACUGGCUGUGGCUUCCGUCCAGCCUCUUCUGAGAAUGAGGAAAUACAGACAGACAAAGGCAGUAUGGAAAACCUGUGCCGGAGUAGGGGUCGAGAUGAACCAGACCGGGUAUUGCAGACAUCACCCCAGCCUCCUGAGAUCCCUGGUCUUCCAAGAAGAUCUCCACUCAUCCGAAACCGUAAAGCUGGCUCUAUGGAGGUGUUAUCUGAGACUUCAUCUUCCCGACCUGGUAGUUACCGUCUAUUCCAGUCUUCACGCCCCCCAACGGAAAUGAAGCAAAGUGGCCUGGGCUCACAGUGCACGGGGCUGUUCAGCACUACGGUGCUGGGCGGCUCAUCCAGUGCCCCGAAUCUCCAGGACUACGCUCGCAGCCAUGGCAAAAAACUCCCACCUGCCAGCCUGAUGCACCGAGAUGAGUUCUUGUCUGUCCCGGCUGUAAAGCGAUUUUCUGUGUCGUUUGCAAAGCAUCCGACUAACGAGUUGCUGGAUGACCAGCACCCUGUGGUCCAGCUGCUGCGCAGUUUCUCCUCCGACUGCCCAGGGGGCUGGCCAGUCUCCCUGGAUGCCACGCUGGCGCAUCACCUGCACCAGUGCUCCUACCACCUUCGCCUCUUCCGGAACUGGCUGCGUUCAGGCCAGGAUGAUCCUGAGUGCCUCUACGGAUUUGAAGGUUGUUCCAUGGUGCCCACCAUCUAUCCACUGGAGACUCUGCACAAUGCCCUCUCCCUUCGCCAAGUGAAUGAAUUUCUGAGUUCGGUCUGCCAACGGCACACAGACGCCCAAGUAUCUGCAGCUCUGUUUGAUUCCAUGCACAGCAACCAGGCUCCUGGGGGCCCAUUUGCUCCACCCCAGACCCUUCACUCACCCCCUUUGCAGCUCCGGCAGCGCUCUGAGAAGCCCCCAUGGUAUAGCAGUGGUCCCUCUAGCACUGUGUCUAGUGCUGGCCCCUCUUCCCCUACUUCAGUUGAUGGUGCCUCCCAUUUUGGCUUCAGUGACCGUCCAAAUCUGAGUUCUCAAGUGAGUGAGGAGCAUCAAGGUCUUGGGCAGCCUCAAGAGAUCCCCGAGGAUGGGGGCAAGAGUACAGAGAUGGGAAAAGGGCCCUCUAAAAUCAUCCAGCCAUCUCAGGAAAUGCCUGUGAAGGUUGGCCAGCUGUUACAAGAAAACCUUGAAGAGGUAGAUGGGGCAGUCCAAGAGGUUCUGGGGAAAAUUGAGCAGCUGACUAAGGGAGUCUCUGAGACCAACCGACUGUUUCAGGAGGGCCCUGUUGAAGUUGAUCAGCCCCUUCAAGAGGUUACUAUGAAUACUGAUCAGCUUUCAAAGGAAGCCCCUAAAAUUGGCCGCCUGCCUCAGAAGAUUCCUGAGGAGGCUGACCAACCAAACCAGGGGGCUGCUGAGGAGCUUGACCAGUCCACCCAGGAGGCUGAUGAGGAGGUUGACCAGCCAACUCAAGAGGGAAGUAAGGUUGAUCAGCUGUCCCAGGAUGCUCCUGGGAAAGUUGAUUUGCUGCCUCAAGACACUCUUGAAGAGUGUCCAGCCAAGAUUGACCAGCCAAUCCAGGAGGAUUCUAAGGAGGUUGAUCAGCUAUUUGGAAAGGAUGUUCUUCAAGACUGGCACCUGUCCAGUGACCCAGACCCCUUAGAUCAAUCCCUGACCCUCAACCAGCAGUCUCCCUUCCCACCAGCACCACAUGACUAAACAUUCUACCAUUAGUGGUCACAUUGCACCAAUCAUUUGAACCAGCAGCAAUUCUGCUGGCCACCUCACCUGCCAGUUACAGGCCUUGCCUCUAACCAGAGGGCUCUGAGGAAGCAAUCUCUCCCCUCAUGAAGAGGCGUAUUAUUGGGGCAAAAGCUGGGCUGGGGUGGAGCUGACUCUGCUAAGAGUCCCUUGGGGCUGGUUGCCUAAUUAAUGUCCUCAAUUCCUCAGAAUAGGCCAGGGGGUUCCAGGUAACUGAGAGUUGAAGGAAAUGUCCUUUUGUUGCUGAAAACAAUUGAGGACCAGCCCAGAUAUGAAAAGGGACUCCCAAGUGAGGGCCCUGGAUUCUGCUAAUGCCCUAGCAAAGGGUGAAUAAGGUCCCCUGGGCCCCAUGGGCAUUCAAGAGGGCUACCUAGUGUUCUUAGGGCAGGUUUAGGAUGGCCAAUCAAAUUGGGAGAGGGAAAGGAUCCCAUUCCCCAAUCAACCAUCCUGGGUGACCACUGAUACUGAAAUUGGGCUAUAGAUAUUCCCAUAUUAUCCCCAAGUGCCCCCCUCCUAUCCAUCUGGACAACAGCUCUGGCAUAGGAUGGGUAUCAAACUGCUCUAAAGAUUUAAGAGUAACCACUUUAAGCUGCUUUAGGGGUAUCUUGCCUUCAGGAGGUCCAUAGCCAACUGCUGAGGGGUAUCUUGGCUUAGUGUGGGGAGGGAGUCUAUAGUGGAGAGAAUCAAGUUUUAUUUUAAGCAUUUAGAAGAGAUCACUAUUGUACAGACAGGAGCAAAGAUUUAAUAUAUAUAUAUAUAUAUAUGUGUGUGUGUGUGUGUGUGUGUGUAUAUAUAUAUAUAUUUCUGUAGUGAGGCCAGGCUGGGCCCACCAGGGACCAAGCACUCUAGGGUCCCUGUGAGGUUUGUCCUUGCUUCUCUGUGUCCUUAGGACCAGGUGUGAUUGUGAAGCUUUUCCCAAAGAUGGUGGGGGUUCGGGUGGGGGUGGGGGGAGGGAAGGGUGGGAAGGGAGAUACAGUCAUUUAGAUUGGGUGUGGGCAGGAACAUUGUGAGUGCUCAAUAAAUAUGAAAUAAUGACUUUAGUGGUA